CCAUAACCUCUAACCUUACUUGCAUUGUGCUCUGUGCUUGUUGUUUUGUUCUUGUCCCUUUGUGGCUGAAGUGGAAUUUAAUCAAUUUAUGUCUAUUAUAAAGUCCCAAUAUUUCAUUUAAAUCCAGUUGCCGGUCAACUAGUAUUACUAACCUAAGGUGAGAUACUUCAAGCAGCAAUGAGUGAACCACACCCUGUGAAGCUUUAUAUCUAUGAUUUGUCAAAUGGACUAGCUGCGCUUCUCUCUCCAAAUUUGCUACAAAAAAGGGUUGAAGGAAUUUGGCAUACAAGUAUUGUGGUUUAUGGUGAAGAGUUUUUCUUUGGAGGCACAGGAAUCAGUCGAUGUAUACCGUGUCGGCUCCAAAGCGGGCACUCCGCGCACCCCCGGGCCUCGGCUUUGUCGCUCGUUCUCGCUCCAACGCUUACACUUCGGCGCGGACAUCGCGUCUCUCCCGCGGGUACAGUCCGAGCCGCUUUUCCAGCAUUCCUCGCAUUCUCAGUCGCCGAUCCCUCGAGUGUCCCUGCUCGUCAGGGGGAAACUCAGCUACGUCAACCUUUAAAAAUAGAAGAUCUUGGUACAACCGAGGUACCUCAAGAAGUUUUUGAAGACUACCUCCAUUCUCUAGGUCAACAAGAGUUUGCGCCAGGAACGUACAAACUUCUCAGUCACAAUUGUAACAAUUUCAGUGAUGAGCUAAGUAACUUUCUUACGGGCAGGAGUAUUCCAAAGUACAUUCUGGAUCUACCAUCUGAAGUCUUAGGAACGCCUUGGGGACAAUCUAUCUUACCUUUUUUGGAAAAUUUAGGCUCGUCCAUCAACAUAAAUACCCGAAGUGGAGACUCAAACCAUCAGGGAGCCGAGAAUAUUCACAGUAGACUAGACAUGGCCAACAGCAAUGGUAACGGUGCCAGUGAAUUGGUCGAGGAGACAGCUGAGGCGGCAGAAAAACCUUUAGCACAAGUCAUGGAAGAAAUGGAAGCAGAAGAAAAACUAGAGCGGGAAGAAAGGAAAAAGAACCGAGAACCUCCAAUUGUUUUCAAAAAUUUAGUAGAUGUUCGAGGAGAAUUUGACGAUCUUGUUUCAAUUAUUGACUCCAAGUUGACAACGGAUGAAAUGCAAAGUUUGGAAGAAUUGCAUCAGUACAUGUUGGAAGAUGAAGGAUCUUGGGCGCUUGGAGAAGGAUUCCUUAAUUUCAUCGGUAAACUCCUGAAUGACGGCACGAUACCCUCGGAGGCAAGGGUGCAUUUGUUAAAUGUGCUUGGGGCUGCUGCUUUGAAGGAUGACGUCAUUCUUCUCCUCCACCAAGACAGACGUGAUCAUGUGCUAAUGAACUAUGCUCAUGAUAUUGAGAGACUCCCAGUGCCUGAGCAGGAAUCAUUAGCUCUGGUUAUUUGUAAUCUAUUUGAAAACAUUAGUAGCUCAGAGUGGCUAUUGUACAUAUCUGAGUGGUCGUACAAUAAUCAAAUGAUAAGCAACAUUCGAGCGACCACAAAAGUAGCUGUCAACUGCUUGCUCUCAGAUGUUGAGACACUUCAAGACAGGGGUUCUGCUAUCAUUCACAACCUAGCUUGCAAGGAGGUAAAAACUGUGGUUUUUGAUGAUGUAGCUGUUGAGCUCACCAUGGCUCUCCUCCAGUUUUUCAAUGGAAGUCCAAAAGAGGAGUAUAUCUUCAGAUGUAUGAAAGCUCUGGCGAGAUUCUGCCAGAUUUCACAUCAAGAUGUUCCUCAACUAAUUCAGAUGAUCGGUCCGCCCCCAACCAAAUUCAAUGGCACCUCAGCACGCGUUGAUGAGCAAAUAGCUCUUGUUCAAAAGAAACUCAAGUAACUCUGCCUCUGGAUGAAUUCAUCUCGCUUUUCAAACCCAAUUUUUCAUUUAUACCUGUAAAUGAAUCUUCAAAUAUUGGAAUAAUAAAAAACAGAAAUGUGA
This is a messenger RNA of Bemisia tabaci, 1926 nucleotides long. NCBI's taxonomy places the organism in Eukaryota, Metazoa, Arthropoda, Insecta, Hemiptera, Aleyrodidae. The record is from RefSeq and is a predicted model, not a curated record.